GCUACACCACACGUCACAGGUGCCACCUACCUGAGCCUGAGAUAAAGGGCGCACCUGAGCUGCCUGGAGGAGAAGAGAGGGCCGCUCCGAGCAUCCUCCAGACUGGCACUGCGCUGGCACAUACACUCAGUAUUGGAAGCUGAUUCUAGAGGUGGAAGAUGUCUGAGUUUUGGCUGAUCUCCGUCCCUGGAGAUAAGACCAAUUUGGCAGCUCUGGAGAGGAUGAACACAGUCACCUCUAAAGCCAACCUGUCCAGCAAUGCCAAGUUCGUCAUACCUGACCUGAAGGUGGGCACUCUAGACUCACUGGUUGGACUGUCUGAUGACCUGGGGAAGGUGGAUCUCUUUGGUGAAAGUCUAAUUAAGAAGAUUGCUCAGUAUAUUGGGGAAGUUAUGAAUGAUUCUGCUGAGAAAGCCCAGGAGAACUUACUGGCCAAUGGAGUUGAUCUUAUCAGUUAUUUAUCCCGUUUUGAGUGGGACAUGGCUAAAUACCCCGUGAAGCAAUCACUGAUCAACAUAACAGAUUCUCUGACCAAGCAAAUGACACAAAUAGAGACCGACCUAAAGUCAAGAGCUCAGACAUACAACAACAUCAAAAGCAAUCUUCAUAGCUUGGAGAGGAAAACGGCGGGCAACCUCCUCACCAGGACCUUGGCUGACAUUGUUAAUAAAGAAGACUUUGUUUUGAACUCAGAAUAUCUCAUUACACUUUUAGUGGUUGUUCCAAAGACAAGCUAUGCUGCAUGGCAAAAAACCUACGAAUCACUGUCUGAUAUGGUGGUACCUCGCUCAACCAAGUUGGUGGCAGAGGACACAGAAGGAGGUUUGUUUACAGUCACCAUCUUCCGAAAAGUGAUUGAUGAAUUUAAAGCGAAGGCUCGAGAAAACAAGUUCAUUGUACGGGAGUUUUUGUAUAAUGAGAAAGAGCUUCAGUCGGAGAAGGAUGAGCUCAUUAAGCUGGAGGCGGAUAAGAAGCAGCAGUAUGGGCCUCUCCUGCGCUGGCUGAAGGUAAACUUCAGUGAAGCGUUCAUUGCUUGGAUCCACAUAAAAGCUUUGCGUGUAUUUGUGGAGUCUGUUCUCAGGUAUGGAUUGCCAGUGAACUUCCACGCAGUGAUUUUACAGCCCAACAAGAAAUCUAUGAAACGAUUACGAGACGUGUUAAAUGCCAUUUUCAGACACCUGGAUGAGGCAGCAGCUGCAAACAUGAAAGAUGUUGGUAUGGAUAUUCCCGGCUUACAGCUGAACACCCAAGAAUACUACCCCUACGUCUGCUUCAAGAUUGACCUGACUAGUUUAGAUUUCGAGCCUUAGGGCUAGAUCCUGUAAAUGUAUAUUCCAAUAAACUGCAAAAGACGUAACAUAGAAUAGUGCAUUCUAUAGGGACCAUCUGUCCUUUUGCAUGGUUCAGAUGUUAACGCCUAGAGACAAUGGAUGUUGUGACACCCGGACUGGUAAUCAAUAUCUAUGUAAAGCAAAACUGCAAGCAGCAAGCCAGCUGUUUAGUUUGUGCUAAAACUAGAGCCGCUGUUUAGUUUGUAUAAAGAGAAGAUAUCACUGAGCUGUAUUUAUUAUUUGUAAAUUAUAUCAUGGGAACAUUUCCUUAUGCCUGAUGUACAA
Molecule: messenger RNA, 1616 nt
Organism: Pseudophryne corroboree (corroboree frog)
Lineage: Eukaryota; Metazoa; Chordata; Amphibia; Anura; Myobatrachidae
Gene: ATP6V1C2
Product: ATPase H+ transporting V1 subunit C2
Exons: 13
Coding region: 159-1310 (383 amino acids)
Biological process (GO): proton transmembrane transport
Cellular component (GO): lysosomal membrane; vacuolar proton-transporting V-type ATPase, V1 domain
Molecular function (GO): proton-transporting ATPase activity, rotational mechanism
Source: RefSeq, a predicted model, not a curated record